CAACGCGAAAAUCCUGACAGCUCGAGCGAGUUUUUGUGUUCAAUUCGUCAAAUUUAUAAUUAUAUAAUAUAACCCAGUGUUGCCAUAAUAAAACAAUAAAACUGCCACAUUAACGACAAUAAUAAUGUCAAAUCAAAAUAAUCAAUCAUAAUCAAAAGUUUGUGUUUAUUUUGGUUUUCGUUGAAAUUUUAAUCGAACUUUUUGAAACGUUAUUACUUUUGCAAUGUUUUUCUUUUUUUAUUGUUGAGAAGGCUCCUUUUCACGGUGUUGACUAAUACUUACUCAUAAUAUAAAUAAUAUUCACAUAUACAUGUUCAGAAAAAAGCUUAUUCUUUCGGUUACAUCGAUAAAGUGUCUUUGUAUAAGUGCGGUAUACCAACCGGUGUUUUGCCAUUUCGUGUUCUUUUUAUGUAUACAUUCAUACAUAUAAUAAAAUGUUCAUUAAAUAAAGCUCAAAGUGUGUUCAUGUCGCAUCAGUGUUCAUAUAAUAAUAUAUCCUUUCUCCGUAUAUCCUUCGAAGUAGAGUAGUGUUAAAUUUGAAAGCUUCAAAAUAUAGAUAAAAGCUUAUUUCCAUAUGUACAGGAAAUAUGUUCUGAAAAAAACAUAAACAUAAAUAAAUACUUAAUUAUUAAAAAUUUUGAAAUUGAAAUUAAACAAUAUGCCAUUAAAACUUAGGCAGUAAAAAAAGAUUUAGGAAAAGAAAAUUAGAAGACCAUGGAAGAAGAAGUGGGACAGGAAGCGAGCGGGACAAUUCCCCAGGAAGACGAUAUUUAUAAGAAAAUCCAAAUGCUUGAAGCUGAGAAUAAAAAGAUGCACACUGAGUUCAAUACCCAACGAGCCAAGCUUAAGGACCUUUUCAUUCAGAAGGAAGCCGAUUACGCCAACUGCAUGGCGGAGAAGAACGCCAUACAGCGGGAACUCGACGAACUAAAGAGCUUGGUUUUAGUAGCCGAAUGUCGAUCUGACAAUGAGAGGGAGUUGAGUGAUUUGAGGUCUAAGGAAGAGAUAUCUUCUUUGCAGCUUUUACUUCAGGAAACGAUGGAAGAAUCUUCGAUCUGUAAGGCAGAGUUGGAAAAUCUUAAAGAAGAUAACAAACGUUUGAGGCAAGAAAAUCGAGAGUUGAAAGAGGGCAUUAUUCAACUGCAACAGGAACCUACAAGUCUUGCAGUUUUGAGUCAUGUUAAGAAAACUCUCGCACGUAAGUUAGGCGCUGAGUCCUCAAGUCAUGAUACGCUAGAUGAUUCUAUGCGGAAGGUAAACAAAUAUGCUCAGGAAGACGCCGAAGUCCUUAGAUCAUUGGUUGUUCCUUUGGAAGAAGAAAUCAAGGCAUUGAAGGAGAAACUCCGUUCUACCGAUGAAGAACUUCAGGGGCUUCAUAGCCAGAAAAUAUCUCCUCAAGUCGUUACAAGCUCAGUGGUGGUGGCUCCAGUUGGAGUUCCACAACCAAUCGAUGUUGUUGCUGCUUCAGUAAAUAAUUCUGUUAGUAAGUCAACUUCAAUGGAAUUUCAAUGCGAGUCUUGUCGCAAUUUCGAUGAAGAACUUCAAAAGACCAAGCAUCAACUUUCUCAGAGCCAAUCAAAGAUAGAAGCUUUGAAAAAGAAUAUCGAAGAAUCAGCUGAGGAUAUAAAGAAAGAAGCCGCACUUCGCAAGGAUCUCGAGGAUCAAUGGCAGGAGAAGCGAGAAGCUCAUAAAAAUGAGGUGCAAUACCUCAAAGAACAUGUCAAGAAAAGCGAAACAGAGCUGAUGGAUCUUCAGCAACAAUUUCUUGACGCUAAGAAUGAGAUAACAACACAUUUGCUGCGACUCUCUGACGAUCGUGAACGGGUCAACAAACAGCUUGAGACAUUACAAGCUGAUAACGACUAUUUGUCAGGAAGAUAUCUGGCAACUGCUGAAGAAAUCGAGAAUCAGUACAUAAACUUACCGAACAAUGUCGAAGAAUUACAUGAACUAUUGUUGCGUCAGCAAAAUGACUUUAUUCAAGCUCGAGUGGGAUGUGAAUUUGAGAAACAGAAAUGUGUCAGCUAUGCUGACGAGGUGCAGAUCUUGAGAGAUCAGUUAGACGCCAAUAUCAAUGAGAAAAGGGCUUACAAGAAGAAGGUUCAGUCCGAGAUGAAGUCUUUGCAGGAUAGAUUGACAGAAUAUUUGUUAACUCAACAAAAGUACGAGACUAUGAAGAACACUUUUGAAAGGAAAGAAUCAGAACUUAACAAACAGAUUUCGGAGUUCCGUGUCCAAGUUAUUGAAUUACAGGAGAUGAAUGAAAAACUUAGCCGAAUCAAUGUCGAAUAUAAAUCAAAAAUCAAGAAUCUUCAAGACGAUUUAGCUACAAGUGAGCAUGUUCAAAGAGAUUUCGUGAAGUUGUCCCAAAACUUACAGAUAACAAUUGAAAAAUUCCGACAACCCAAUGCUGAAGUUCGCUGGCAAGAUGACGAAGAUAUUGACAACUGUCCAAAUUGUAAUUGCUUAUUUACAGUUACUCUACGCAAACAGCAUUGCCGUCAUUGUGGUGUUAUCUAUUGUGAUAAAUGCCUAAAUAAAUCAGUUCCAUCAGGUCCAAGGCAGAAGCCAGCUAGAGUAUGUGAACUUUGUCAUACUUUGUUAGCUCCAAAUGCUGCUCCCUACUUCAGUCAGGAGCCACCACAAUCCCCAUAAAUAAAAAAAGGAGGUGGCAUAAGAAAUGACGUUUGAAGUUUUGAGACGAAAAGAAUUGAAAAUUUUCCGGACUGUGUCCAUAUUAGUAAUUUAAGGAUUUUAAAAUUAAUGUUUUUUUUCUUUUGUUUAAAAUAUGAAUUAUCUGAUAUAAUAAAAUAUAACGGUUUAAAACCA
Molecule: messenger RNA, 2829 nt
Organism: Eupeodes corollae
Lineage: Eukaryota; Metazoa; Arthropoda; Insecta; Diptera; Syrphidae
Gene: Rbpn-5
Product: rab GTPase-binding effector protein 1
Exons: 9
Coding region: 715-2655 (646 amino acids)
Biological process (GO): endocytosis
Cellular component (GO): intracellular membrane-bounded organelle
Molecular function (GO): GTPase activator activity; metal ion binding; growth factor activity
Source: RefSeq, a predicted model, not a curated record